UUUUUUUUAGCGUGUGGUGUGUGUUUAAAUGUGUGUGUGAUGACCGUUUUUCAGUGUGAUCACGAUGAGGUUCGCUCUGCUCCUCGCUCUCCUCACAGGGUGCGUCUGUGUCUCUGCGGUCGGUGUCGGGGACGGCAGCACAGUCGUUGGUCGUCGGGGUGAAGACGUCACUCUGUCCUGUAAAUAUGACAUCAAAUACAACGGGCCGCUGCACGUCUGUUGGGGUCGAGGACAAAUACCAAACUCAGGCUGCAGCGAGCAGCUCCUCUACGCAGACGGAUACAAGGUGACGAAGGGGAGCCGAGCGUCCCGCAGGUAUCAAUUACUGGGACGACUGGACGAAGGAGACGUGUCCCUGACGAUCCUGAACGUCUCAGAGCAGGAUGCUGGACGGUACGGCUGCAGGGUGAUGAUAAAAGGGAUUCUCAAUGACCUGAAAUAUCACUUGGAUUUGGUCGUUGAGGAAGCUCCUCAGACGUCCACAGCGACGACAUCACACAGAGAGACGUCGACAGAGCACACAACCAACCACACAACAGGUCAUAUGACCUCGACUGACCGCCUGCUAACUUCCUCCUCCAGCAGCAUCACGGCCGAGGUAAGACAGACGCACUUCCUGUGUGCAAACAGUAAUGUGGUCGACUAAGUGUGUUUCAUAAUCCAGACUCGUUUUUUU
Plectropomus leopardus (leopard coralgrouper) is the source of this 676-nucleotide messenger RNA. Lineage: Eukaryota; Metazoa; Chordata; Actinopteri; Perciformes; Serranidae. The record is from RefSeq and is a predicted model, not a curated record.